AUGUAAUAACAAAAAGUGCUCUUUGGAAACAAGUAGAGUGUUUACCUUUCCUAAGUUUGCUUCCAGGGUACUAAAUACAGAUUAUAUUCAACUUCUGAGUACAAUUAUGUAGUAAAGGUAUAUGACAAUGGGUAGGAGAAAGUAAUAACUUAAAUUAUGAAUUAUAAUUUAGUAUUUGAAUACUGAAUUACAAGCAGUUCAUAUUUUCAAAGAUUAUGGAAACAACAACAUUGCAAAAGCCCUUGAAGGGGAUCUACAAUAAAAUAUUAAAGUAAUAGUAUUUGAAAAAGCUGAAGUCCUCCAAAAUAUUUUGAAGGAUUCACAAAAAGGUUUAGAGGAACCUCAAGUCCUAAAAGUAAGCAGAAAAAUAAGUGUAGAUCUUAUUAGAUUUGAGCAAAGGAUUAAAACAAUGUCAUAGUUUAGGCAUCACUCAUCGCGAUAUCAGACCUGAAAAUGUACUGAUUGGAUUAGACAAAUAAGCUAAAUUAUGGAACUUUCAACGCUGCUUUUUUUAAGUAUCAAAUAAUAUAAUAGAGUAAUAUGAUUAUUUGCCAUAUGAAUACAUUCCUAAAAUUAAAGAAGAAAUUGAAGCCAAUACUUUUGAGCAUGUCAGAGCCCCUGAAUAAAAGGAUUUUUCAUAAAGAUGGCCAAUUACCAAAAAAGUUGACAUCUACGCAUUAGGAUAAUUAAUGUAUUACAUUCUAUUUAAAGUUCGCUAUGAUUAAAAUCCCAAUUGGGUAAAAAAGUAUCAAUUUUAAAAUAUUAGUCCGAAAUGGGGUCUUUAUAGUAAUAAAUUAUAAGAUUUAAUCAAACUUUUAUUGAUUCCUAAUCCAAAGGACCGAUUGAGUGCAGAAUAAAUUGAAGAAUACAUUCACACAUACCUAAUUAACUAGAAGUAUAAAUAUAAAAAUUAUCAGUCCUGUUCAAUCUCAAAUUCAUAUUAGAAGUCUAUCAACAAAUGAAAAAAUGAAUCGAGAAAUUGUUACUCAAAGGAAUGAAAAUGGUAAAAUCAAUUAAUUGGAAUUAAUUGAUUUUCAAUAACCCUCUUCAUCAUCACUAUCAACUAAAUUUGUUAAAUUAGUCAGUAAAGUAGCCUAAAAAACUGAUUUUUGGGUUGCUGCAUGUUUGGAAGAAGUUGAUGCCGCUCCAAAUUAAAAAUAUUUCCGCUAUCUUCAUGUCAAAGCAUGGUAGAAGAAAGCCAAAAUUCCAAAAUUUUAUGAAAAGCUAUCCAACAGAUUACAAUUAAAUUCUGUUAUCGUAAGUUUUAAGGCUUUAUUAUUAUUACAUAAUUACUUGAAAAAAGGACCUCAUGAAGCUCUAUUAGUAACUAAUUAAAAUUCGUCACCUCUUGCUAUAUUAGAAAAAAUCAAAAAUUUUUAAGAAUCCAACAUGGCUAAAGUAUCAAAGGAUAAAUUUCGAUCUCAGUUUUUUUCUAAUUUAUUAUACAGUUAUUCGCUUAUUUUAAUAGAAAAGGUUAAAUUCCAUUAAUAUUACUUAAAAUAUUUUGAAGGUAAUUUUGCAAUGGUCCCAUUUUUUAAUAAUAUGAAUUCUAAGGAUAAAUUAAAAUUAAGUAUUGCAAUUUUAAAUAAUUUGAUUAAUUUGUGGAAACAGUUCAAUACAUUCAUUAACAGCUUUUCAAUCCAAAAGUCCUCCCUCUAUAACUUAUAAUUAGGAUUUGCAAUUGCUAUGGCAGAUGAAUUAUACAACAUUUUAUGUACAUGCACUCACAUAUAUUAUGCUUUAAAAUAGAGCACUAAUUAUAUUAGUGGGGCGCCUUCUUAAAAUAAUGAAAUAAAAUAAAUCUUCACCUAGUUACAAGAUGAUUAUCAAAACAAUUUUUAAAAUACAACAUUGUUUUUUCAAUCAUGCAAAUAGAUUCCUUAAUUUUAUUAAAUAAUACCUGACCCUCCAAGAAGUGUAAUUGAGACUUUGAAAAAAGUACCAUUUUUUCAAUCUAUCAAAGGAGAAUUUAAUAUUUAUGAUUAUCUAAGCUAUUCUAUGUCAAUUGAUGGAAUUAAGCUACCAUAAAGUUAUGGUGAAAUUAUGAGUACGUAAGUGAUGGAAUAUGAUGAUGAAGUUGUAGAAUUGAAUCCAAGAAAUGAAAAGUUUGCAACAUAAUAUCCAAUUAAACCAGUAUUAUCAGUAUAACCUUAUUGUGAAAGAGUGAAUAAGUUCAGUUUUGAUUUAGAUCCUAUUGUAAAUAAUUCUUCUAAUGGUGUUAAUAUAUUAUAAUAGCAAUAAUAAUAAUAGUAAUAAUAGUAAUAAUAAUAGUAGUAAUAAUAAUAAUAAUAAUAAUAACAACAAUAACAGUAAUAGCAAUAAUAAUAAUAGUAAUAAUAAUUACAAUAGUAAUAAAUAUAAGAAACUUAAUUUAUAAAUCAAUUGCUAUAAAAUUAAUAAAAUUUAAAUAAAAAUACAGAAUAUAAAAAGAAAUAAACUAAACAAUAAUAAUAAGGGUCAUAUUUAUAUUAAGGUUUAGAAUUUUCAGAUGACGAUGAAGAGCAACAUAAUGAAGAUGAGACAGAGCAAUUCCCAAAUAAACCUAAUGAAUAAUAAUAAAAUAACUUAAGAGCACCAUUAGCUAAUUAAAAUGUUAAAUUAACAAAAGAAUUGUUAAAUGAUGAUGAAUUCUUGAAUUGGGGAGAAAAAAAGAAUGGCUCAGAUAAAUAUAAUGGUAUUCAUUAGAAUUAAAGAAUUUAAUCAGCAAAUUCUUAACCAAUAAAUAAUAACUAUUUCGAUUAAUUGAGUUAACUAAAUCAAAAUAAAUAAAAUAAUAGAAUUUCUUAAUAAAAAGUAAAUCUAAGUUAAUAACUAUAGUUAUAAUAAUAAUAAUAAAAUAAUUUUUAAGUAGUAGAUUAUUUUUAAAAGUAGGGGAGAAGUAAUUUAAUUUUCAUCAUAUUUUAGACGUAUAAGAAUGGAUGAUUAAUCAUGAUCAAUUAAAAUUGGAAAGAUUAAUUGGUACUGGAAGUAGUUGUGAGGUAUAUAAAGGAUAUUGGAGAGGAGGUGAAGUGGCAAUAAAGAAAAUGAAAAUAAAGUCUUUGAAUGAAAAUCAUUUAAAGGAAUUUAGACGAGAGAUAUCCGCUUUCGUAACAAUUCAGAAGCAUAAUAAUUUAGUCUAAUUGAUGGGAAUAUCUUAAAAAGAGGAUGAGCUAUAUAUUGUAACAGAAUUUUGUGCAGGAGGAACAUUAUUUGAUUUAUUACAUAGAAAAAAACAUCUAGAUGUUAGUUGGUAGAAUAGAGUUAAAAUAGCAUUGUAAAUUGCAGAAGGAAUGUUACAUUUACAUAAGUUAAAUCCCCCAUUGAUACAUAGAGACUUAAAAAGUUUAAAGUAAAUGUAUCUCUUAUGAUAUAUUAGUUUACUAUUAGAACAGACAUAUGAUUAAUCUAAAGUGAAUAUAAAGAUAGCCGACUUUGGUCUUGCAAGAGUUUAGGCUGAUAAUGGCGAGAUAAUGACAGGAAUAUUAGGAACAUUUGUAUAUUAUAUAAUUUUAAUGGUAGCAUUGGAUGGCCCCUGAAGUGUUUUAGAAUGUACCUUAUACUAUAAAAGCAGAUGUUUAUUCGUAUGCAGUAUUAUUUUUUUUAAACUGUUAGAUAGUGUUAUGGGAAAUUUGUUGCCGAGAAACUCCUUAUAAAUCAUUAUCUACAAAUCCUCCUGCUAUAAUGAAAUUAGUAACUGUUGAUCAUGGAAGACCAGAUCUAAACUUAAUUCAGUUAGGAUGUCCUUUGUUUUUAAAAGAUUUGAUGACCAAAUGUUGGGAUCAAGAUCCGAAUAAAAGACCAUCGUUUUAAGAAAUAACUUAAUACUUGCGUGCAUAAUUAUGA
This is a messenger RNA of Paramecium octaurelia, 3822 nucleotides long. Lineage: Eukaryota; Ciliophora; Oligohymenophorea; Peniculida; Parameciidae. The record is from the annotation of a GenBank genome assembly.